GUUUGUAGCUUUUUCUGUUUACAAGUUGUGGCAUCGACCUAUAAUUAAACGACGACUGACUGCACCAUUGAAGCCUGCCAUGGCUCGAGACAUUCCUCAGCAUGCUCUGGUGGUUGGCGGAUCAGCUUGCACUACAGCAAGUGCAGCUCAGUCCGAGGCUGCACCUCAUACUAAUCACAGGACGCAUAGCAAUCCAACGCACUUUGGCUCUACAAGUGGAAUGUAUUCAUAUCAACACAGCCACUCCACCAACUCUUUGCCGCUUCAACCACUUUUGCCCUUGACUACACCUCAGAGUGUCUCGUGCACCACAGCCACUAUGUCCCACGAAUCUACCACGGCCUGCUCACCGCACUCUGUUUCGGCUCCGUUUAAUUCGGUCGUCUGUCCGCAAGGCACCCGUCAAUGGUAUCCUGCCUUUUUUCAAGCCGUCCAUACUGUUCUAUCCAAAUCUGGCUGCUCGCUUCCUCAUAUUCUCAUUGCCCUGUUGUAUGUGGCUCGACUGCGUCAACUUGUUCCUGCAAACAUCACUGGCGAAGGCUCUGAAUACAGAGUUUUUGUUUCUGCCCUUAUCCUGGCCCAAAAAUUUCAUUCUGAUGAUCGCUACUCCAAUAGAGCUUGGGCCGCCAUUACCAAAUUGCCACUUGUUGAAAUCAACACCAUGGAACGCGAGUUUUUGCUCAGUAUUGGUAAUCGCUUGCAUGUACGCGAUACUGACUACUCCAAAUGGGAAGAGACCAUCCGAGUCUUGGGUCAGGAGCAUUCUGUUGCUCAGGCUGCUGCUCAUCUACAUCAGCUGGAAUUUUCUCAUCCUUCAAAAUAUCCACAAACUAAUAAUGGCCUGCUUGGAGUGAAUAGAUCCGCUUCCCAUAUGCAAUAUGACAACCCAUUGGCGAAUGAGGAUGACUUGUUUGAGGCAGACUCUGUUUCUUCUCGAAGGGCUCACACUUUUCCACGUCACAGUCAGGGAAACUUGUCCUAAUUUUGUUUAUUCGAUCCCUCAACCCUCCACUUUUUAUUCAAUACGUGGCUACCUCUUUAAUGUCCCUUUUUAUCUUACUUGCAUAUCUUGUUUAUAAUCCUUAUAGAUCUGUCUCCAUAUUUAAAUCAUUGCUGAUUUGACUACAAACUGAAACCUGGCCGUUUUCCUAUUCUUGUCUAAACCAUCCAGCUUUAGCUAUGGGUGUCAAAACCAAUAGCUCAAUCCAUUCUAUUUUUAGUCUAGUCAAUGACAAAUACAUUUAUGGGAUCCACUUGUGUAUAAUUUAUUUUAUGGGGCAACCCUAAUUUUUAGCUGUAUUCACGCAAGCAAAACACUUGCAGUUACUUUUGCUGUGGAACAAUGGUUAAACGUUUAUUGCGCUUUCUUGUAGAUUAACUGCUUAUUCGAUAGACGAGGUUCAUCAUAUAAUGCACACAGGAUUCACCUAUUGCUUAAACUGUAAUUAUUCCACUCUUGACAUGGCCAUUGUCGCACCAUCGUUGUAUUCAUUCAACUAUGGGGUUCAGCUGUUGUCAAUGCAACUCAGCUCAAAGCGGAUUAUCUUGUCCAGUAAAUUU
Molecule: messenger RNA, 1560 nt
Organism: Batrachochytrium dendrobatidis JAM81
Lineage: Eukaryota; Fungi; Chytridiomycota; Chytridiomycetes; Rhizophydiales
Exons: 1
Coding region: 80-982 (300 amino acids)
Biological process (GO): regulation of cyclin-dependent protein serine/threonine kinase activity
Cellular component (GO): nucleus; cyclin-dependent protein kinase holoenzyme complex
Molecular function (GO): cyclin-dependent protein serine/threonine kinase regulator activity; protein kinase binding
Source: RefSeq, a predicted model, not a curated record